Messenger RNA from Trichoderma citrinoviride, 1728 nucleotides. RefSeq names its product cytochrome P450. Bases 1 to 1728 code for a protein of 575 amino acids. The record is from RefSeq and is a predicted model, not a curated record. The transcript has 2 exons. Lineage: Eukaryota; Fungi; Ascomycota; Sordariomycetes; Hypocreales; Hypocreaceae. Gene Ontology annotation, molecular function: heme binding; oxidoreductase activity, acting on paired donors, with incorporation or reduction of molecular oxygen; iron ion binding.
AUGGCGUCUGUCGAGGCUCUCUGGGGCCAUGUCAAGACGGGCCUUGACGAGAAACAAGCCUCCGUUGCCGUCGCCGCCAUUGUCACAUUUCUCGUCCUUGUCCUCACAACGAAAGCACUCACCGGAAGUCCAACAACGCUGGACGCAAGCGGAAAACACAGGAUCCCGCCAUCACCGAGCUACUGGCUCCCGUUUUUCGGACAUGUCUUGUCCAUGGGCAACGCUGGCUUUCUGCCCAGCCUGAGGGAUCAGUUCUCAGAAGGCAUCUUCUCCCUGAAAAUGGCCGGCAAGAUGCAUCACUUCAUAUACAAGCCUUCGCUGGCUGCGGCGCUGUUCAACCUGCACCGGCCUGCUGCCGAAGAGCAGAUGCUCGCAAACCGCCUCCUCGGAUCUACGUUUGGCGUGAGCAAGAAAGACGCAGCCAUUUACAACACAAUCUUCCCAGAGGCCCUGGCACUCUAUAAGCAUCUCAGCUCCGAGCCGGGGCUGAGCGAGGUGACCAACGCGGCUGUGUCGCAAGUCAAGCAGACCAUCAAUAGCUUUGUCACGUUCAGCCCAAACCCCAUGGACCAGACCGAGUGGGAGAGGGUGGCCGAUGUCGACGUGAUCGAGGAGAGCGGCCCCGACGGCCCCAUUACCCAGGUCGACUUGAUGGAACUGACGAGAAACUAUGUCGCGACAACGGCGAUUCCGGGCAUCUACGGCACUGAUUUCGUCGAGAACUUCCCCGACCUGUGGAAAUGGAUGUGGAUAUACAACGAGGCAUUCGUGCUCAUGGCCACAGGCGUUCCGGCGUGGGUCCCCUGGCCGCGGCUUCAGCGCGGAAAGCUGGCCCGGAGACGCCUCUUGGGCUAUCUGUACGAGUUCAACGAGGCCAUGGAGCAGCACAUGGACGGGCAGGAAACCGACCCCAAGUGGCAGAACCUCGACAACGUCAGCGAGCUGGUCAGGAGCAGGAUUGCGCUGUUCAGAGAACACGGUGUGUCGCUUGAUGGGCGUGCGUCCUUUGAUCUGGCACUGCUGUGGGCUUCGGUUGCAAAUUCCAAUCCUCUUAUCCCGUGGAUGCUUUAUGAGCUAUACAGAGACCCUGUACUUCUGGAGCAGGUUCGCGAAGAGAUUGGGCCGUAUGUCAGGGCCGUGCAGCCAAAGAACGAGUUUGGAGAUGCCGUCUGGGUGCCGCCGGUGCUGGAAGACGUGGAUGUUGACGGGCUAAUCACCAAAUGCCCUCUUCUCAAGGCCUCGUACAUCGAGACUAUGAGGGUGUACGCUUGCGGAUGGGCCAUGAAGCUGAUGUACAGCGACACGGUGCUGGAAGAAAAAGGAAAAGGCGGAGCUUCAUACUUGUUGAAGAAGGGAACCUAUGCGCAUGUUCCUCAGGAGCUGCAUCACUUUGAUCCAAAGUACUUUUCAAAUCCAACGGAGUGGCAGGCUGAGAGACAUAUCCGCGAGACAGUGGAUGAGAGCGGGAACAAGGUGCUGACGGCGGAGCUUGGGACAAUGAGGCCAUAUGGUGGUGGCCUGAAGAUGUGCAAGGGAAGGCAAUUUGCGUUGCGAGAGAUGCUGCUUUAUACAGCUGCCAUCAUCACGUUCUAUGAUGUGCAGCCGCCCAAGGGGGGACCGUGGCCUGUGCCGAAGACGAGGAAACUUGUUGCGAAUAAGCAUCCGAAGAAGCCGCUCAAGGUCUGGAUCAAGCGGAGGAGGCUGCCGACGGAGGGCGAGGUAAGGUGA